AUGGCUGCUUCUCGGGAGUUCCUACUGCAGCAGUAUUUCCACGCUGCACUGCCCCGUAACGUCCCCGGGGAAGAGGACAGAAACCUUUUCAGAGUUGAAUCCGCGCUUUUAGACCGCAUGAUCGCCGCCAUCAAAGUUAUCGCACCUUUCUGUCCUCUUGAACACCAAUCAUGUGUGAAUUCAGUUCGGUUGGCACUUACUACGUCAAAGGCUCUGAAUGUUGAGGGAAAGAUCGACAGGAACCUUUUGGUGAAGGAGCUAAAACAACUAGAGAGAAGCCAUUCGCUUAUCCUCUAUGUGACGGAACAGAAUGCUGCCCUUUUGGUCUAUAAAUACAACGGGGAUUAUGACGAAGACCUUCUUGUGUUCGAAGCUUGCGAGACAUCGGCAGUUUGCGAAAAAGUCCUAGCAACCAAACAUGCCUUGCAAUGGGAUUUCCCCGGUCACGCAGUUUCGGUACCUCCCGAGGUUUACUCAGAUGACUCCUUCGUAGAGUGUCUGGCUGCGUUCCUGGAACAGGCCAGCAUUGAAUCUGUAAAACAAUUCGCCGCUGUUACCUAUAAAGCGUCCGCACCGAUGCCGGAGAUACGGGAUACGACAGACCCAGCUCUGAUCACUGGCUUGUUGAUGACGAUUCUAGACACCAACGGCGCGACUUUUCUUGCCCCAAUCUUGCGAAAACGCGUUCACGACACCGUGUCUUUCAAACAGGCGCGCAAGCCCUGGCGAAGAUCCCCAUUCUACCUUGUCAUUCGUGUAGCCGUUCAACGACACUUGUAUAGGGCGCUUGGAGCUGAGCUUGGUCACACAUACUACAAGACUAUAAUGAGCAUCUUCCUGUCACGCCUGUUAGAUGACUGUCUCGGGACCAUCCCGCCUGAAGCUUCUCAUUACUUGAAGCAGAAGCUCGGUCGUCGGCUCGCUAAGCUUGAGCAAGAUAGGAUGAUGGUCCCAGACUUGGUCAAGAAAAGUCAAGAGUUCAUGUUUUCAGGCCUCCUAGUUGUGUUGGAGAAAUCAUUAGCAACGACCAGUCAAUUUCUGGAAGAGCAAUGGACAUUCCACAAGAUGAACACCCAACGGAUUAUCCGGCCCCUUCCCCAGCACGCAGACUCUUCCGAGAUAGUGCUACAGUUGCUUCUCAGCCGACAUAUACUCAAUGAAGUCGCCUUUGGAAGGCAUUUUGGUUCUCAAACUCAGACCUUGCCCCCUUUGCAGCAUUUAGAACACUACGAGCACUCUAGGGCAAAGGCUAAGCCAUUCGCUGUUGUUGCCGAUCGUUAUUUGACUCUGGCUAAGCGCGUGGAACAGAAGGUGGCACCGGUGAAAGCUAAUCCUGUUCCAGCUGUGGACUUGCGAACUCGCUGCUGCGAGCUGGCCGAGACGAUCGAGUCGUAUGUUUCGGCGACCGGUAAUGAUUUUGAUGGCUAUGCCGAAUUGAAGAGCGGAUUCAUCCUUGAUCUGAUGGAGUUGUGGGUUGAGAUGGACCGAAAUGCUUCUACUUGUUACCCGUUAUUGGGACGGUAUCAUCCCGGAUUUAACCCUGAGGUCCUGGAUACCCUGGAAUUGCUCUCACUAGAUGAAAUGAAGCGCGUACAGCGAGUCCAAGCGUACCUCGGCCGUCGAUGUCAGGGCUGGGACGGCAUCGGGUCGAAGACGAUCUUUGAUGACCCUGCCGAAGACUCGUUCGCUGUCAUGUAUUAUGACACCGACACUCAUGGCUUGAAGGAACUCCGACAGAAGAUCGAAUCCAAAGCGGCGAAAGCACGUGAAGCCAAAGAGUCAGAAUGGCGAGAAUUGAGCAAGAAGCAUGAGGAAUUGAUGCAGCGUGUUGCCGAAUCUAGCUGCCCAUACAUCACCAUUGUAGCUUCAGAUGGUACUCUGGUCAGAGAGCACUCGCGUGGUUGCCUCAAGCAUAAGUACAAGUGGCAGGCAAAACAGAUCAAAAUUACUACAUUUGAGAGUCCGCUACCAAAUGUCGAACCUAGUGCUAAGGCAGCAAUAUUCGAAUUGGCCUGCCCAGAUGCAUUCGCAGCCUACCGCGACGCAACCUGGACACUGCUUGCUACCUUUUCUUACCCCAAGACUAAAGCCGUCGACAAUGUCCCGCUUCUGCGUAGCUAUUCUGGACUCGUACGCUAUGCGACCCGAGGAGUGAUGAAAGUCUCCCUAGGUUCCACGACUAAAUCGCAUCUUGACUGCCAUUAUGCGGUAUCGGGAUUUCCUGUAGCCUUGAACCAAAUAUGCCGCCCCUGUGGCCUUACACUUAAGUACUAUGACACGAGCACUCAGACCUGGACAAUCCGCACCGGGAAGCCCUCGUUUUCCGCCCAUUGCCCCUUAGCUCUUCCACAUGACUCGCCAUAUCAAUCUCUUCGGCUCUCUCACGAUUGUAUGCCUUCAUCAAAUGAUGUCCUUGCCAGUCAGACAAAGUGUCCGUCAGAUCUCAACGUCCACGAAUUCAUGGCGUGGCAAGGCCUCCUUUGCGGGACCCAUUGCCGAUGGCUGUCGCUGUUGCGAGAACUCGGUGCCACAAACCUCAAUUUCUCCACUGAAUCGACUUGGGCCAUCAUUUCGAAGCUUAUCUUCCAACUUGGUCCUUCAUCAUUCGGCCAGCCUUUGCGUGAUGUACACGCGAUCUUUAAUGAUAGUAGCUUCUGCAGAAAGCUCCUUGAGCAAAUUGGCCACCGUAUUGAAGCUAUACGGCGCAACUGGCGCGAGCCGGUACAGAUGAACGUCCUUAUCACCAUCCUGCUUAAGAUGGCAUCUCUCUCACCCUCCGAAGAUAUUCAAGCAAAGACCUCUGGGCUUAUUACUCUGACUCGCGCCAUAACUUGGGAUUGGUGUGCCGCUUUGCAGUCAUCAGCCAACGAUGACUCACGAGAGGCGACCAUCUUCGCUAUUUGGGCAUCCGUACUGUGCAAACGGACAUUUCAGAUGUUUGCACAGUCGACGUUGUCCCUGACUUCGGACGCUUUACACUGUUUUGUCGGCGCCUCAAUAAUCCUUCAGGAGAACCUUGUAGGACGUUUCGAACUUUUGCCACUUAGCUUACGGAAUGCGGUACUCCGGGACCUCUUAUACACGUAUAAGAUGCGUAGUGCCUUCCGGAAAGCUAUCAUAGCCGACCAUAAUGGCCUCCUCUCCGCUUUGGACGAUAUUUGGCCCGUUCCCGAUGGCUUCCUCGAUUCCCCACCUCAAAUACAAGCUGUGCCGGGUACGUGGUGGAUAGAAGUUUCCAUGAAGUCAGGGAAGCAACAGUUGACGCACUGUGUUCACUACAACGUGAUUCGUGGAGAUCUUCUCAUCAAUGGCAAACAAUCCGGCACACUCCCAGCCGAAUAUCGUCAGGAUCCCAUCAUUCAUGUGCUUUUUGGGACACAAAACCUACGAGUACUGCCCUCGUAUCAGCCAGGAAUGUCCAUAUUCGUUGCCCAGCCAAUGCCCUACAAGCACCGGAUACAUCUUGGCUUCCGGCGGGGUCAAUUGAUCGUCCGAGCAACACAAGGUUACCGCACACUUGAACUGAUCCGAAGUGAUAUCUUCCGCAAUGGUUCCCAAUACGAUUUACCCUCACCCCUUAUAGAGAACUGCUAUCACUGGUUAGACUUAGAUUCCGGGGUUUUGGAAAUUCGUCAAGAUGACAUCUGGAAGUCAAAAAACAGCAAUUGGAUGCUAAACCUGCGCACUCGUCACGCAAUGAGGCGCAAUUCCACGCUUGUAGAUCCCUACAGUCCAGUAGCCAAAAAAAUUGCUCAGAAUUUCUUUUACUUUGAGUAUGCCCACCAUGUGACAGUCUUCGAGCCUCAUAAUGGCCGAUUAUCGGUGGAGUUGAAGCGAUUGGAGCUGAGCUUCUUUGUCAAUAGUUCGAGGCUCCUCCAAUGCCGCCAGUUAGGCGCUGAAAUAGCACCUACAAAUCUCCAAGACCCAGGGGUGUGGUAUGGACUAAGGAGUAAGAUUGUGCUGCGCUCAACCACAAAUCCGCGCCAGCGAAGCAUCCUCGCCCCAGCUGGCCCUAUUAAAGUCCGUAAAGACGGAGAUCAUGUCUUGAUAUUUGUCGAGAAUGAUGGAACAUACCUGAAUUUCGACAUCAAUGAAGUGCUUGGACGCGUAGAAUGUCCUGCGGAACCUCUAUUACUAUACACAAAGGCGCUAUGGCACGCGUAUACUGCACAUUUUCUCCCGGAUCCCCUUACUGGAAGGACAGGUCUCGAGGAAGCCAUGUACCUUCUCCAGUCGGGUCUUUACCAACCUUGGAAGCCGCUUCCUGAAACGCAUAUCACCCGGCUUCUUGAUAUUGCGAAACUGUCACCCCGUCGUUUUUACUAUCCUACGAGUAUGAAAUGCAUGGAGACUGUUGAGUGGGAUCGCAACUUGACGACCACAAUCCAAGACGAUAGGUAUCGAGCCAUCAUUGAGCAAAUCUGUCACCGAUCUUCUCAACUGCUAUCGUUCGACACUACAUCCUCUAACAGUAAUCCGCUCGCAUGUCCGCCUGGAGACCCACAUUUGGAAGCUCGUGCAAUGUCGCGAUCUGGUGCUGUCAUAUCUGCGCGUGAUCAUGCUUACAAGUCUAGGGAUGGUCAGACGGCGGGGCUCGAUCGAGCAAAUGUGGCCAUCAUUUCAAGACUGCUAGCUGAGUGGCCAUCCAAGCUCUCAAAUACGAAGGCAUUAGCAUCUCUUCUACAGGAAUUUCCCGUGAUUGGCGGGCAUGUCGGAGCAUUCGACAGGAUCCAGAUCUUUGAUCUAAUCUCUGCGAAUCUUGGCGAGAACUGGGGCUCGCUCGUUCAAUUCACAAGCCAGUCUAAGCCCGAAGACAAGUACCGCUUAAUGUUCCAACUCGCGCCGAUGGCAUUUUCUGUGAAUGCUAAGAUGGACCUGCUCCGAGUCAUCCUUUCUUUCGCGCAGAUACACUGCCUGAAAGAUAUCACUCCACCAAUAUGGCCUUCAUAUCUUCGCUUCCAAGCUGAAGAAGUCCCAGCCGUCAAAGAUCUGGCCGAGUUGAUGAAUGAUGCCAAGAAGCCCCACGUUACAGGUCCAUCCGGAAAACAAGGUAAGCCGGGGCAGCUCGCUCUUGCACGACUCGGGCAUGAGGAGAAGUCUCAGCGUAGCUGUGUCGAACUUGCCAAGUCCAUACUCGCUCAAUGGCCAUCAGUAGAAGUAAAGGUAGAUAAAUUGGCUUCCAUCGAUUCGACUCUUCUCGAUACGGAAAAGGCUUUGGAGCUAGUAUUGUGCGAAUGGGGUCGCAUUGCGCAGAAUUUCGAAUUCUCACAGUACCUGGAAGCUGUGCAGCUUGUUUUGAACGAGUAUAGCGCUGCAGAAACCCACACUGCCCCAGAUCUGGAAAUGAAAAGGCGUGGCAGCCUCCAUCAUGGGCCACCGCAAGCAUCGAACUAUUACCCUUCAAGGGCUCGCGGAGGAGAGCGUCUCUCUCUCCAUAGUCUUUUGGGCAAAUCCAUACGUUCCCCUCUGUGGGCGUGCCAGUCUGAUAUGGAGGAGAAAAAGACAGAGGAGCUGACAGACUUACAACACGACUUGCUUUCGGCAUUGUCCAACAAGCAUCCUAUUAGCCCACAUCCUGUGGCUGUUGAACACCUCACUGCGGUCAUUGAAGCACGGCCAGCUAUUCAAGAGCUAAAAAAUAUUCUUUCCAAGCUUCGAGCAUCUGCUUCUUCCGUGCAGCGGAGAUAUGGUCUGGAGAUGGAGCAGAGCAUCGACGCACUUGUUAAACAUAUAUCUCAGCCUCCGGUUACUUUGUCGGAUGCAGAUCCGACUUUACUUGAACAAGAGAUUCAACAUGCUUGGAAAGCGUGCACCAUUAUGCUUCGAGACAUUUCCCAGGCUUUAGCGGAAGGCGAUCGUCGUGCUAGAUGGCUUCGGCAUGCGGGUCUUUGGCCUAAAAUAACCUUAGUCACACUGCUUUCUGAGCUCCGUUCGACAUCUGAGACUGCUUUUGGAGACGGUACAAAGGAAGCGCUUGUGGAGCUUGGCCUCAAAAUAACGGCUCUUCAACGUUUACUCAGGAUCCAAGACGCAGCCAAGAAGAACAAGCAACAGCAGUUGUACGACGAGACUGUGAAUCCGGGACAUCUGAAUUGGUCACCUUUGGAGCUUGUUGACUGGCUUAUACUGGAAAUAGAUAGCGAUUUCAUGCUCCGCGUGGAACAAGUCGAAGUAGCUAAUGCUACGAUAUCGCCGGAGUCUGGACAAAACUCCGUAGUUCAGCUCCUGAUGGGAAAAGGGAAGACGUCGUGUAUUCUACCCAUGGUUGCCGCAGUGCUUGCGGAUAAGCGAAACCUCGUGAGAGUCAUUGUUCCUAGGCCUUUGCUUCUGCAAUCAGCCCAGAUCAUGCAAAUCAGGCUCGGUGGGCUCUUGAGCCGCGAGAUCAUGCACAUUCCCUUCUCUCGAAAGACACCAACAAAUUGUUCCUUAAUUCAGACAUUCGGUCAGCUUCACGUUAACCUGAAGAGGAAAAAUGGCAUUAUGCUUGCGCUACCUGAGCAUAUUCUUUCGUUCAAACUGAGCGGAAUUCAACGCCUUUGCGAUGAUCACGUUGAAGAAGCUACAACGAUGAUCAAGUUCCAAGGGUGGCUGGAUAGGUAUGCCCGAGAUGUCCUAGAUGAAUCUGACGUGUCUCUUGCCAUUAGAACCCAAUUAAUAUAUCCGUCGGGCUCGCAGAUGACGGUUGAUGGUCACCCUCAGCGUUGGCGGACUGUUCAAGCAGUCCUUCAGCUUUUGAGAUUCUACUUGUCAGAACUUGAGCGCCGAUUCCCGCAGAGCAUAGCGGUGGUAGAGAGAGCCAUUGGCGACUAUCCCUUAAUCUAUUUCCUCCGCCAAGACGUCCAAGAGCACCUCGUUGCUCAAAUAGUGGAAGACAUCUGCAAGGGCCAGCUCGGAACUUUCCCUUGUGCCGAAAUUCCGGCCUCAGGCCAAGAGGAUAUUCGUCUCUUCGUUUCAAGCCCCGUGAUUUCCUCCCAGGUUCUGAAUAGGGUCACCGGAAUGUUCAAAGAGAAGCAACAUUUGUUGAAGGUCUUAUACCUUCUACGUGGGCUAUUCGUUCACCGCAUCUUCUUAUCGACGCUCAAGAAGCGAUGGAACGUCCAGUAUGGACUCCAUCCCACCCGCGAUCCCAUUGCAGUACCUUAUCACGCUAAAGGUGUCCCGUCACCUACCUCAGAAUGGGGCCACCCGGAUGUAGCGAUCAUCUUGACCUGUCUCUCCUUCUACUACCAAGGACUGGAUUUGGGACAAUUCAAGAAGGCUUUCGAACACCUUCUGAAGUCGGACGAGCCCAGCAUUGAAUACGAGAAAUGGGCGACUCAUGAUCUUCCCGAAAGCUUGCGAGACUACAAUGCCAUCAAUGUCGAAAAUUCAUCACAGCUUCGCGAGCUGCACUACUAUAUCCGAUUCAACGUGUAUUUGCUAGACUUCUAUUUGAAUAGCUUCGUCUUCCCUGGGCAUGCCAGGCAAUUCGACACGAAGAUACAGGCUUCUGGCUGGGACCUGGUUCUCUACCACGCAACUCAGAAGUCACUAUGUCGAACCAGUGGUUUUUCCGGGACAAACGACUCACGACAUCAGUUGCCGAUGAUGAUCAAGCAAAAUGACCUCCCAAAGCUGGCACAUACUAAUGCCGAAGUACUCUCUUACCUGCUUGAACCCCGUAACCGACAAUAUAUUCCCAUGGUGGGAAGUUCCGGAAGGCGCCUCAGUGAGGAAGGUCUCCUACAAAUGCUCUUGAACCCGUGCAGACAUCCUUUUGCGAAACAGACGCAGAAAAUCCGAAUACUCAUUGAUGCGGGUGCUCAGAUCCUCGAGCAUGACAAUUAUAGUCUAGCGAAGGCAUGGCUCAAAAUUGAUUGGGAGGCUGCGGCAGCUGUUUUCUUUGAAUCCGACCACCGUCCGUGGGUUCUCUAUCCUAAGGGCAAAAAGAUCCCGCUUGUCGCUUCUCCCUUCGCGGAGGAUAUGGAAGGUUGCCUCGUAUAUUUGGAUGAGAGCCAUUGCCGUGGAACUGAUCUCAAGCUGCCUCCAAGUGCGAGGGCCGCAUUGACGCUCGGCCCGCACGUAACGAAGGACGCUCUGGCGCAGGCUGCUAUGCGCCUACGUCUGCUCGGUCAGUCCCAGGCAGUAACCUUCUUCUCGCCACCAGAGGUGCACCAGAGUAUCCUUGACCUGCGAAAGAAGUCUGAAGGUAGUUGGCUUGACUCUUCUGACGUCAUCGCAUGGCUUUUGGAGCAGUCCUGCAAUGCUCUUGAGCAGUCAGAGCCUCUGUUCUUUAUGCAAGGAAAUAGCUAUCUACAGCAAGUUCAAGCCAAAAUUGACAAUCCCGACUACUUGGAGAGACUGCAUCAGCGCGACAGGUUCUUGUCAGUGGUGCGAAGCAAGGAGCUACAUACGCUCAAAGAACUAUACGAGCCGAAGCGCCUGAGGCGGGCGGCUCAGACGAAUGCUCCGUCCUUCCACCCAUCGCUCAAAAAAUAUGUGAAUGAGCUUGCCCAGCGAAAGGAGCAAUUUCAGGAUCGCGGCAUCGCAAUCCAUUCCUCAGCUCUUGAAGAAGUCGAACAGGAGCGCGAAGUGGAGUUCGAAGUGGAGAGCGUGCGCGAUAUUCAGAAGCCAGUGCACUUUACGGCCUUGAAGAUUCCGAAGCUCCACAGAGACCUUGAGGAAUUCGUCAAGUCAGGCCGAAUUACUGAUGGAAGUAAUGCGUACCAGCCCAUGUUCUCAACUCUCCAGAAGACUGCUGCGGGCCUGAGACACGGUGAAUUCUCCGCCCCGAGUAGAGCACCCGGUCUCUUCGUAUCUACACAGUUCAGCCGAACUGUCAAGGUCACAGGACCGAACGAUAACUUUUUGCGUCCUUGUCACUGGAUUCUUUGGAGCAGUCGAACUCAGAUGGCUUUGGUCAUUAGCCCGGAGGAGGCUGAUGCUCUGAUUCCCCUCCUUCGACGCUAUCGAGGCCCGAAGGAUACGGCAGGAAUUACUCAUCUUAUCGUUUACUCCGCUCCUGUCACCCGUCGCAUGUUACAUUUUAACAAUCUUGACUAUCACGCUACCCCGCCGCUGCCGUCGAACUUCAAGACCCCUGCAUGGUUAAAAAUCGAGCUCGGCAUAUUUGCUGGGAGACUUUAUUUUGAAUGGCGGGAGUAUCAGGAGCUAUCUACGUAUCUUGGAGUCAAAACGAGUGCAGACUCAAACGAGAGCUCGGAGGCAUCCCAACUCGAGGCCUUUGUGAAGAAACCUUGUACUUUCUUGCGCGAGUGGCUCGCCGUUCUGCGCAAAAACCAAGAUUUCGAGCAUACGCCCAUGGGUUUCGUGACGACGGGAAAGCCUCUUUCAUCAGAUCAUCCUUUCUUCCUCGCCACUGCUAGGAGAGACAUGGACGUGGAGUGUAAGCUCAAGAAGGCGAUCUUUGCGGCACGCCAUGCGGAUGAGGCGGAAUCAGACGACGAUGGCGACCACGAUGACGAUGAGCUGUUCCAUUAUGAGGACGGACACGUUGAUGGCCAUGGCAAGGAUGAGCAUGUGGAGGACGGUUUCGAUGAGGAGACCAACACCUUCUUUAACGCGGGUGAGUAUAUCUAAGGUAGUUAUAGUAAGCAAAAAAAGGGCGAGGAUGUGGCCAGAACGUAGGCAACGUUAUCGAGCUCUAAAGCAAUAUAAAGGCUCAGAGUCGAGGUAUUUAUAAUUUGUUUGCUUCGCGGUGUUACUAUAAGCGGGCUUUACUUGUUGUUAUAUUUUGAUUUCUUAAUGCUUUCGGUUCUAAUAGUAUAGGGCAUAUAAUUUAGGCUUAGAGCUGCUCUAUAAAGUAUAUACCUUAGGAUCUAUAAUAAAAUUAGCCACCU
Mytilinidion resinicola is the source of this 9839-nucleotide messenger RNA. RefSeq lists its product as uncharacterized. NCBI's taxonomy places the organism in Eukaryota, Fungi, Ascomycota, Dothideomycetes, Mytilinidiales, Mytilinidiaceae. The transcript is spliced from 6 exons. Bases 1 to 9579 code for a protein of 3192 amino acids. The record is from RefSeq and is a predicted model, not a curated record.